Scomber scombrus (Atlantic mackerel) is the source of this 2449-nucleotide messenger RNA. RefSeq names its product amyloid beta precursor protein (cytoplasmic tail) binding protein 2 (gene appbp2). NCBI's taxonomy places the organism in Eukaryota, Metazoa, Chordata, Actinopteri, Scombriformes, Scombridae. The record is from RefSeq and is a predicted model, not a curated record. The transcript is spliced from 13 exons. Gene Ontology annotation, molecular function: protein binding. Gene Ontology annotation, biological process: intracellular protein transport. Bases 240 to 2006 code for a protein of 588 amino acids.
ACUACUGCUGUAGGGUCGACGAAUAAUCGGAGAUGAAGGAGAAAGAUGGACAUUUAACAGAGCUUUUACAAGUGGACCUGUAACUCGGCGAAAGCGCCAGUGUUUUUUUUGUAAACUCACCGCCCGGCGAGUGUUAUAUGAAGACUCGCCGAGGACGUGCUUUAACCGCAGUAAGUGAGCGUAGGGAGAGCCGGGGAGGGCUGUAGCUGCUGGGGUUUCUUUUGGAGAGGGAAAACAACAUGGCUGCGGUGGAGCUCGAAUGGAUCCCAGAAACACUGUACAACACCGCUAUCUCGGCUGUGGUGGACAACUACAGUCGGUCAAGAAGGGACAUACGCUCGCUCCCGGAGAAUAUACAGUUUGAUGUCUAUUAUAAGCUUUACCAGCAGGGCCGGCUCUGCCAGCUGGGAGGAGAGUUCUGUGAGCUGGAGGUGUUUGCUAAAGUGCUGCGGGCUUCAGACAAAAGACACCUCCUGCACCACUGCUUCCAGGCCCUGAUGGACCACGGUGUGAAAGUGGCCUCAGUCCUGGCGAACUCCUUCAGCCGCCGCUGCUCCUACAUCGCAGAGUCUGACGCCCACGUCAAGGAAAAGGCCAUCCAGUUCGGCUUCGUACUGGGGGGCUUCUUGUCUGAUGCCGGCUGGUAUGGAGAUGCUGAGAAAGUGUUUCUGUCGUGCCUGCAGCUCUGCACACUCCACAGCGAGGUCCUCCACUGCUUCCGGGCUGUGGAAUGCUGUGUCAGGCUGCUUCAUGUCCGCAAUGGUAACUGUAAGUACCACCUGGGGGAGGAGACCUUCAAGCUUGCUCAGUCUUAUAUGGACAAAUUAGCCAAACACGGCCACCAGGCCAACAAGGCGGCGCUGUACGGCGAGCUCUGUGCCUUGCUCUUCGCCAAAAGCCACUACGAUGAGGCAUACAGGUGGUGUAUAGAGGCCAUGAAGGAAAUUACUCCAGGGCUGCCUGUUAAAGUAGUGGUCGAUGUCCUCCGGCAAGCCUCAAAGGCCUGCGUGGUGAAGAGAGAGUUCAGAAAAGCAGAACAGCUGAUCAAACAUGCAGUGUUUCUAGCAAGAGAACACUUUGGACACAAGCAUCCCAAGUACUCGGACACGCUGCUAGAUUAUGGAUUUUACUUAUUAAAUGUAGAUAACAUAUGCCAAUCAGUUGCUAUUUACCAGACGGCGCUGGAUAUCCGACAGUCUGUGUUCGGAGGGAAGAACAUCCACGUGGCCACGGCCCAUGAAGACCUGGCCUACUCCUCAUACGUGCACCAGUACAGCUCUGGGAAAUUCGACAACGCUCUAUUCCAUGCAGAACGUGCCAUAGACAUCAUAACUCACAUUCUGCCUGAGGACCAUCUGCUGCUGGCCUCCUCCAAGAGAGUCAAAGCUUUGAUUCUGGAAGAAAUAGCGAUCGACUGCCACAAUAAGGAGACAGAAGAGCGCCUCCUCCAGGAAGCUCACGACCUGCACCUCUCCUCUCUGCAGCUGGCCAAGAAGGCCUUCGGAGAGUUUAACGUCCAGACAGCCAAACACUACGGCAACCUAGGACGACUCUACCAGUCCAUGAGGAAGUUCAAGGAGGCAGAGGAGAUGCACAUCAAAGCCAUCCAGAUUAAGGAGCAGCUUCUGGGCCAUGAGGACUACGAGGUGGCUCUGUCUGUGGGCCACCUGGCCUCCCUCUACAACUACGACAUGAACCAGUAUGAUGACGCAGAGAGGCUCUACCUGCGCUCCAUCGCUAUCGGUAAGAAGCUGUUUGGAGAGGGCUACAGCGGGCUGGAGUACGACUACAGAGGCCUCAUCAAGCUCUACAACUCAGUGGGGAACUACGAGAAGGUGUUUGAAUACCACAACGUACUGUCCAACUGGAACCGGCUGAGGGACCGGCAGUUUGCCGUGGCAGACGCCCUGGAGGACGUCAACACUACCCCCCAGCAGACCCAGGAGGUGGUACAAGCUUUCCUAUUGGCUCAGAGCCUGGGCCCCACCCGCCCCUGUCUCGGCUGAUUUUUAUGAGGGUAGAGGAGAAAGAGAGAGAAAAGAAAAAAGAAAGACACAUGGGUUUAAGCCCAGAAAGGACACGAAAUAAGCCCAAAUGUGAUGCUUCAGUUGCACACUCACACAUACACACACACACACAGACACACACACAGACUUAAUUAGUAAUACACAGUAAAUUCAAGCAUCACCGGCACAGUCAGCUGGCUUUACAGUCACUGCGGCUGCCAGUACACACACACACACACACACACACACACACACACACACACAAACAUACACACAUUUAGCUGUGGAAAAAAAAGAAGAAAAGAUAGAGAAGACACCGUUAUCAAACCUCAUCGACACCCACAAAAACCACCGAGACGUGACUCCAGACCGGAUGCAGCUUCACAACCCACAGAGCAGACUGUUGCAUUUCUCCAAGAGAAAGAGGACAAAUAACUGAUGGA